Molecule: messenger RNA, 1944 nt
Organism: Amborella trichopoda
Lineage: Eukaryota; Viridiplantae; Streptophyta; Magnoliopsida; Amborellales; Amborellaceae
Source: RefSeq, a predicted model, not a curated record
CUUCGCCGCUGAGCACCCAUCUCUUCGCCGCUGAUCACCGCUCUUUCCGCAGCUUCCCAUCUUCGCCGCUGAGCACCCCUCUCUUCUAUUCUUCGAGUUCAGUCGCUGAUCUUGAGGUCCGCUGAUAUUGAGGGAUAUUAUCAAGCACAGAAACCCGAAACUUCUUCAGGAACUACUAAUGUAUCGUUCUUCAGGAACUUUCAAUUUACAGUUAAUGAACUUGCUUCCAGUUAUCAAACAGGUUUUACUCAGCCGCUCGACCACCCCUCUCUUUGCAAUUAGCCGCUCAGCAAAACAGCAGCUCCAUUGCGAAAGUUUUCUCUCGCUCUCUCUUCCCAGUAAAGGCAGCCUCUCGCCCAGUACUAUUCGCGGCCUUGCAACCUCAACAAGUACCUCCAAUCACUUGACCAUUGAUCCCGCAUCAUCGGAAGGUGGUGACUCGGUGUGGGGUAUAAGAAGCCUUGUUGAGGUGACAUUGUGAAGUCAGUGUAGAACUAACAUGGAAGCAGAGACUCAGCAAAGUGGCGUGGAAUCACGUAAACGGCGGAUUCUCUUGGCCGCAAGUGGAAGCGUAGCUGCGAUCAAAUUUGCCAAUCUUUGUCACUGUUUCUGUGAUUGGGCUGAAGUCAGGGCAGUGGCUACUGAGAAUGCUAUGCACUUCAUUGACACAGCACUGAUUCCUAAGCAUGUAACUCUCUAUACAGAUGAGAAGGAAUGGCAAGCGUGGAAGAAGCUAGGGGACGAAGUGUGCCAUAUUGAACUUCGCAAGUGGGCAGAUGCUAUGGUGAUUGCUCCAUUGUCAGCAAACACACUUGGCAAGAUUUCAAUGGGACUCUGUGACAACUUGCUGACUUGUGUGGUGAGAGCAUGGGACUACGAUACGAAGCCUCUCUUUGUGGCUCCUGCCAUGAACACUUUAAUGUGGAGCAACUCUUUCACUAAAGACCAGAUCAACUCAAUAACUAACCUUGGAGUCAAGGUUAUCGAGCCUGUUUCGAAGAGACUGGCCUGUGGGGAUCAAGGGAAAGGCGCAAUGGCUGAGCCUUGCGACAUCAAUAACGAGGUGCAUCUCGCCCUUGAUGCUCAAGCUCUCAAUGUCACUGGUUAGGCUUCCCUUUGGAGACAUACUUCAAUGUGCUCUAUGCCAUGGUGACAAUUUUGGCUACUCUCUCUCUCUCUCUCUCUCUCUCUUUAUUUCUCUUCUCUGCUUUUAUAAUGUCAUGGGUUCCAAGGCAACAGCAAGUUUUCUUUAUCACAUGGCUGUCUCUCAUUUGUUUAUUGGAGUGAGUUCUCUCUUCCUCUCUUGUAGCAGGAGCAUUCCAAAGGGACACAUGAAAGCAGAGCAACCCCAGACAUUGAGGGCAAUGACAUGCCCAUCGAAGACCGGUCUUCGACCUUGCCAAUGGCCGCCAGCACCACCAGUGAUCCACCGAAUUUGGCCAGCAACAGUAAAGCGGACAGCGACUCAAAGGUCAAGAGCUCGGAUGCCAUCUCAAUCGCCACGGCCUUCGGCUCUGGUGCGUGUCUUAGAGCCAUUUCUCUCUUGUUCCCAACAACCAAAAUCUAUGCUCUUGUAACCCUCGUAGUUCUUUACUUUGUUAUUUUCAUUACUGCGGGCAAGAUGUUAUGCAUCAUAUUCCGAGACCCUCCCCCUCCUAGAACCACAAAAGCCAUCAAUUUUAUGUUAAAGUUCCUCCUAAUUCUAUCAGUUGUGGCCCUUCUGGUUGAGUUCUAUGUUCAUCUUCCGGACGAGAGGCACUGGAUGGCUGGCUUGGCCUGCGGCGUCGUUCUUGUUUCAGGUGGGGUGAUGAAAUACUUCGAUACUUGGGUGUCUACAGAGCCGCAGUCAGACGUAGCCUUUUCUCCCAGCCCUAAUUAAAUUGUGCUUCAGGCCAUGUGAUGUAGAAGACAGUCUAUCCAUUGGAGAGGUUUGAGAUAGAAAGA